Saxophila tyrrhenica is the source of this 855-nucleotide messenger RNA. RefSeq lists its product as uncharacterized. The coding region runs from base 1 to 855 and encodes 284 amino acids. Gene Ontology annotation, biological process: formaldehyde catabolic process. The record is from RefSeq and is a predicted model, not a curated record. The transcript has a single exon. Gene Ontology annotation, cellular component: cytosol. NCBI's taxonomy places the organism in Eukaryota, Fungi, Ascomycota, Dothideomycetes, Mycosphaerellales, Extremaceae. Gene Ontology annotation, molecular function: S-formylglutathione hydrolase activity.
AUGUCGAUCGAAACGGACGCAACGAUUGCCGACUUCGGCGGGAAGCUGCUCAAACUCAAGCACUCCGCCAAAUCCACCAACUGCGAGAUGAAGUUCAACCUCUUCAUCCCCGGCAGCGCCUCCUCCUCCAAGCCAGCACCCGUCCUCUUCUACCUCGCCGGUCUGACAUGCACCGGUGACAAUGGCGCAGAGAAAGGUUUCUUCCAGAACAAAGCAUCCGAGAAGGGCAUCGCAGUCGUGUUCCCCGACACCUCUCCCCGCGGGCUGAAGAUCGAGGGUGAAGACGACAGCUACGACUUCGGCAGCGGCGCGGGCUUCUACGUUGACGCCACAAAAGAGCCCUACAGCAACGGCUACAAGAUGUACAGCUACAUCACCGAUGAGCUGCCCAAGGCCAUCUUCUCGCAGUUCAAAGAGCUGGAUAGCAGCCGGGUGAGCAUCACAGGCCACAGCAUGGGCGGCCACGGCGCCUUGACGCUCUUCCUCAAGAACCCAGGCAAAUACAAGUCAGUAUCCGCCUUCGCGCCCAUCACGAACCCGAGCAAGUGCCCCUGGGGCGAGAAGGCUUUCUCGGGCUACUUCGGCGAGAACGAUAAGCAGCGCUGGAGCGAGCACGAUGCAACAGAGCUGCUGCCGAAAUACCCAGACAACACGGAUAUCCUGAUCGACGUUGGCACGGGCGACAACUUCUAUAAGCAGGGCCAGCUACUGCCGGAGAACUUCGAGAAGGCGGCGAAAGAUGCUGGGAAGAAUGUGAAGGUGAAUUAUCGGGAGGGCUAUGAUCACAGCUAUUUCUUCAUCAGCACGUUUGCGGGAGAUCAUGUGGAGCAUGCGGCGAAGUAUUUGUUGAAGUAG